Messenger RNA from Marmota monax (woodchuck), 8526 nucleotides. RefSeq names its product BCL11 transcription factor B (gene Bcl11b). Bases 1031 to 3715 code for a protein of 894 amino acids. The transcript has 4 exons. Gene Ontology annotation, biological process: positive regulation of transcription by RNA polymerase II. Lineage: Eukaryota; Metazoa; Chordata; Mammalia; Rodentia; Sciuridae. Gene Ontology annotation, cellular component: nucleus. The record is from RefSeq and is a predicted model, not a curated record. Gene Ontology annotation, molecular function: RNA polymerase II cis-regulatory region sequence-specific DNA binding; DNA-binding transcription factor activity.
GUGCAGAUUAAACGUCACGUCCGCACUUGAACUUGAAUUUUAUCCCAUUGUACAGAGGCAGCCCCAGCCAUAGAGAGACCGAGAGCUCCCAGAGAACCCGGACUCCGCCAUCUUCACGUUGCAAUCUAUAGCUCCCAGUCCGCGCCCGCACCGACCCAGGCGCACUGGGCGAGCCGCCCCUCAGCCCCGCUCCCCCUGGGCCCGCGGCGCCGGGGGAGCGCUGGGGAGCGCUCGCGGGGACUCGGCAGCCCCUCCGGCCGGCGCCAGCCUGCCAGGUGAACUGGGAAGCAGCCGCUCUUGGAGUCCCCCCAGAGCCUCGGAAGGGUCAGUCUCCGAGAAAAAAACAGGCAGCCCGCAGAAAACCCAGAAACAACCGAACCGCGGCAGUUUUACAUUGCUUUGGGUUUUUUGAGGGGGCGGGGUAAGGGGGUACGAGACAAGUCCCCAAGUUUUCUUUGCUUUUUCUUUUUCUUUCUUUUUUUUUAUUUGUUUGCAUUUUUUUUUCUUUCUCCCCUUCUGGUGGAAGUGCGCGUUCCACCUACCAGACCCUGAAAGAAAGUGUCAGGAGCCGGUGCAAAAUCCGGUUUAAGUUCAAGAAGACAUUUAGAAGUCCAAGAGGCCAAGCAGUUUGAAGAAGUGUAACAGAUCUUUUUUCCUUCGAAAGAAUAUAUAUUUUACAGAGACCAGCCGGUCCGCGGCAAGCUACAGUUCUUCUUCUUCUUCUUCUUCUUUUUUUUUUUUUUUGCCUCUUUUUCUCAUUUUAGAUCGAGAGGUCUUUCUUGUUUUAUUAUUUUCUUUUUCUUUUUGCAAACAAAACAAAAAACAUCAUAGAAGAAAGAGCAAAAUAAAGAAGAAGAGGAAAAAGAGAGGGCAAGAGAGGAAGGGAAAAAAAAAAAAACAAAAACCAACCCGGGCAGAGGAGGAGGCGCGGCGGCGCGGCGGCAGCGGCGGCGGCGGCGGCGGCUCAGACCCCCUCCCCGGCCCCCAUCAGUGCAGCUCUCCGGGCGAUGCCAGAAUAGAUGCCGGGGCAAUGUCCCGCCGCAAACAGGGCAACCCGCAGCACUUGUCCCAGAGGGAGCUCAUCACCCCAGAGGCUGACCACGUGGAGGCCGCCAUCCUCGAGGAAGAUGAGGGUCUGGAGAUAGAGGAGCCGAGCGGCCUGGGGCUGAUGGUGGGUGGCCCCGACCCUGACCUGCUCACCUGUGGCCAGUGUCAGAUGAACUUCCCCCUGGGGGACAUCCUGGUUUUUAUAGAGCACAAGAAGAAGCAGUGUGGCGGUAGCCUGGGUGCCUGCUACGACAAAGGCCUGGACAAGGGCAGCCCGCCACCCUCGCGCUCCGAGCUCAGGAAGGUGUCGGAGCCGGUUGAGAUCGGGAUCCAGGUCACGCCCGAUGAAGAUGACCACUUGCUCUCGCCCACGAAAGGCAUCUGCCCCAAGCAGGAGAACAUUGCAGGGCCGUGCAGGCCUGCCCAGCUGCCAGCGAUGGCCCCCAUAGCUGCCUCCUCCCACCCUCACACAUCCGUGAUCACUCCACCUCUGCGCGCCCUGGGCGCUCUCCCGCCCUGCUUCCCGCUGCCCUGCUGCAGCGCACGCCCGGUCUCGGGCGACGGGACUCAGGGUGAGGGUCAGACGGAGGCUCCCUUUGGAUGCCAGUGUCAGUUGUCAGGUAAAGAUGAGCCUUCCAGCUACAUUUGCACAACAUGCAAGCAGCCCUUCAACAGCGCGUGGUUCCUGCUGCAGCACGCGCAGAACACGCAUGGCUUCCGGAUCUACCUGGAGCCCGGGCCGGCCAGCAGCUCGCUCACGCCCCGGCUCACCAUCCCGCCGCCGCUGGGGCCCGAGGCUGUGGCACAGUCCCCACUCAUGAAUUUCCUGGGCGACAGCAGCCCCUUCAACCUGCUGCGCAUGACGGGCCCCAUCUUGCGGGACCACCCUGGCUUUGGUGAGGGCCGCCUGCCCGGUACGCCUCCGCUCUUCAGCCCGCCGCCACGCCACCACCUGGACCCGCACCGCCUCAGUGCCGAGGAGAUGGGGCUCGUCGCCCAGCACCCCAGUGCCUUUGACCGAGUCAUGCGCCUGAACCCCAUGGCCAUCGACUCACCUGCCAUGGACUUCUCGCGGCGGCUUCGCGAGCUGGCAGGCAACAGUUCCACGCCGCCACCCGUGUCGCCAGGCCGCGGCAACCCUAUGCACCGGCUCCUGAACCCUUUCCAGCCCAGCCCCAAGUCCCCUUUCCUGAGCACGCCGCCGCUGCCCGCCAUGCCCCCUGGCAGCACCCCACCGCCACAGCCCCCGGCCAAGAGCAAGUCGUGCGAAUUCUGCGGCAAGACCUUCAAGUUCCAGAGCAAUCUCAUCGUGCACCGGCGCAGCCACACGGGCGAGAAGCCCUACAAGUGUCAGCUGUGCGACCACGCGUGCUCGCAGGCGAGCAAGCUCAAGCGCCACAUGAAGACGCACAUGCACAAGGCCGGCUCGCUGGCUGGUCGCUCCGACGACGGACUCUCGGCCGCCAGCUCCCCGGAGCCUGGCACCAGCGAGCUGGCUGGCGAGGGCCUCAAGGCGUCCGACGGCGACUUCCGCCACCACGAGAGCGACCCGUCACUGGGCCACGAGCCCGAGGAGGAGGACGAGGAAGAGGAGGAGGAAGAGGAGGAGCUGCUGCUGGAGAACGAGAGCCGACCCGAGUCGAGCUUCAGCAUGGACUCGGAGCUGAGCCGUAACCGCGAGAACGGUGGCGGUGUGGCCGGGGUGCCGGGCGCGGGGGGCGGCGUGGGCGGCGCGGCCAAGGCUCUGGCCGACGAGAAGGCGCUGGUGCUGGGCAAGGUCAUGGAGAACGUGGGCCUGGGCGCGCUGCCCCAGUACAGCGAGCUGCUGGCCGACAAGCAGAAGCGUGGCGCCUUCCUGAAGCGUACGGCCGCUGGUGACACGGGCGACGAAGACGACGCGGGAGGCUGCGGCGAUGCGGGUGCGGGCGGCGCGGUGAACGGGCGGGGCGGUGGCUUCGCGCCCGGCGCUGAGCCUUUCCCCGGCCUCUUUCCCCGCAAGCCGGCACCGCUGCCCAGCCCCGGGCUCAACAGCGCGGCCAAGCGCAUCAAGGUGGAGAAGGACCUGGAGCUGCCCCCCGCCGCGCUCAUCCCGUCGGAGAACGUGUACUCGCAGUGGCUCGUGGGCUAUGCGGCGUCACGGCACUUCAUGAAGGACCCAUUCCUGGGCUUCACGGACGCGCGCCAGUCGCCCUUCGCCACGUCCUCCGAGCACUCGUCCGAGAACGGCAGCCUGCGCUUCUCCACGCCCCCCGGGGACCUGCUGGACGGCGGCCUGUCGGGCCGCAGUGGCACCGCCAGCGGGGGCAGCACGCCGCAUCUGGGCGGCCCGGGCCCUGGGCGGCCCAGCUCCAAGGAGGGCCGCCGCAGCGACACGUGCGAGUACUGCGGCAAGGUGUUCAAGAACUGCAGCAACCUGACGGUGCACCGGCGGAGCCACACCGGCGAGCGGCCUUACAAGUGCGAGCUGUGCAACUACGCGUGCGCGCAGAGCAGCAAGCUCACGCGCCACAUGAAGACGCACGGGCAGAUCGGCAAGGAGGUGUACCGCUGCGACAUCUGCCAGAUGCCCUUCAGCGUCUACAGCACCCUGGAGAAACACAUGAAAAAGUGGCACGGCGAGCACUUGCUGACUAACGACGUCAAAAUCGAGCAGGCCGAGAGGAGCUAAGCGCUCGGGCUGGGCGCCCCUCACCUGUACAGUGGAACCCUUGCCAACCGCGAGAAUGCCGACCUGACUUGCCUCCGCGUCACCGCCACUUAGCGCCCCGUGUGUCCCCGGGGAGGCGGCACCCCAACCUAACCUGUGUCUGCGAAGUCCUAUGGAAACCCGAGGGUUGAUUAAGGAAGUAAACAAUUGUGGAGCCUUUUAACUGUGCAAUAAUUUCUGUAUUUAUUGGGUUUUGUAAUUUUUUUGGCAUGUGCAGGUACUUUUUAUUAUUAUUCCUUCUGUUUAAAUUCCUUUAAAAGAUUUUGUUGGGUAUUCAUCCCUUCUUCAUUUUUUUAACCCUAUAGUGGUCUGAGCAAUGACUCGUCAGCAAUGUAGAGGGGAAGCAUAUCUUUUAAAUUAUAAUUUUUUUGGGGGGGGGGGGCGCUGCUUUUUUGAAAUUUAAGCUAAGCAUGUGUAAUUUCUUGUGAAGAAGCCAACACUUAAAUGACUUUUAAAGUUGUUUACUUUUUUAUCCCCCCCCCCUCUUUUUUUUGGUCCUGAAAUAAAAAGUGGCAUGCAUUUUUAGGCUUUUUAUUUUAUUUUAUUUUAUUUUUCGGGGGGGAGGGAUGUACAGCGGAUAACAAUCUUUAAAAUUGUAGCACUUUGUUUCAGAAUUGGAAUGGAGAUGGAGCACUGAUGAUGUCCUGAGUCCCAGAGGCCUUUUCUGUGUUGAUGUCAAUUUUCACCUGGUAUAGGGAAAACUUUUAGUGGGGUGGUGGGGGAGACACCCACAAAGUACCACUAGAAAAACUGAUUUCGAGGGCUGCCCUGGGAAGAGGCCCCGAGCAUUCUGAGGUUGUGCAUUACCAGCAGAGAGCACCCUUUUCUUGGAAUGUGGGUGUGCCCUGGGAUGCCAUCUCUGCCCUUUGCUGUAGUUUUGGCUGGAAAAAGUGGGCUGAGGCUAUUUUUUAUGGAGUAGACAGUGGUGGUCUACAGUGACACAGAAAGGAAGGAACCAGCGGAGUUCUUUCAGGCUUCUUCUGACUUGACGACUUCUCUUUUUCUCACCCCCAUUCUAUAAAUCCCAAGCGCAUGUUGCUACCCGUGAUGACUGAUCAUUUCUCAAGCAGACAGACACCUUGAUGGUGAAUUGAGGAAGUUAGUGCCCACUUAUUCAGUGCACUCUGAUGACAUUGUAGGGACAGGGGGAACAUCUUACAGAUUUCUGUUCCCUCUCCCUAGAGAAGCAGAGGAAGAGCUCCAUCCAAAGGUGCCCAGCACUACUUCCCAGUUGUUUUUUUCUCGGAUUAGGUUGGAAGGUACUAACAUUGGACUGUUGAUAUUAGACAUUUGAAUUCUGUUGACCCGCACUUUAAAGCUUUUGUUUGCAUUUAAAUUAAAUGGCUUCUAAACAAGAAAUUGCAGCAUAUUUUCUUUGGCCCAGAGGUGGGUUAAACUGUAAGGGACAGCUGAGAUUGAGUGUCGGUGUUGCUAAGCGUGGCAUUCACAAUACUGGCACUAUAAAGAACAAAAUAAAAUAAUAAUUUAUUGGACAGUUUUUCUACUGCCAUUCAAUUUGAUGUGAGUGCCUUGAAAACUGAUCUUCCUAUUUGAGUCUCUUGAGACAAAUGCAAAACUUUUUUUUUUUUUUAAAUGAAAAGACUUUUUAAAAAAGUAAAACAAGAAAAGUACAUUCUUUAGAAACAAAGCCACAUUUACUUUAAAUUAAAAAUAAAAUCCUGGUUGAAGAUACAGGACAUGAAAAUGCCAUAAGACCCAAUGAAGUGAGAAAAAACCCCAGCACAACCUUGGCCAUCCAUUAGCUCGGUUAUCCUCAGCCCCUUUUGUUUUUGGGACAACGCUGCUUAGUUGUGGAGUAGAGGUGACUUACUGCUGAAUUAAAACUCAAGUGACACAAGUUGAUAUCGUUGAAUGAAAAAACGACAAAACAAUUCAGGAACAAUGGCUAAUUUUUUUCUAAAGUUAAAUUUAGUGCACUCUGUCUUAAAAAUACGUUUACAGUAUUGGAUACAUACAAGGGUAAAAAAAAAUUGUGUGUAUGUGUGUUGGAGCGAUCAUUUUUUUUCAGAGUUUGCUUAAUAGGCUAUACAAAAAUGCCACAAUGGCUACGUGUAUAUUGUUUUCUUUUGGUGACGGGGUUUUAGUAUAUAUUAUAUAUAUUAAAAUUUCUUGAUUACUGUAAAAGUGGACCAGUAUUUGUAAUAAUCGAGAAUGCCUGGGCAUUUUACAAAACAAGAAAAAAAAAAACUUUUUUCUUUUCCUUGAAAAUGUUGCAGUAAAAUUUAAAUGGUGGGUCUAUAAAUUUGUUCUUGUCACAGUAACUGUAAAGUCGGAGUUUUAGUAAAUUUUUUUCUGCCUUGGGUGUUGAAUUUUUAUUUCAAAAAGAAAUGUAUAGAAACUUGUAUUUGGGGAUUAAAAGGGGAUUGCUACACCAUGUAGAAAAAGUAUGUAGAAAAAAAAAGUGCUUAAUAUUGUCAUUGCUUUGCAGAAAAAAAAAAUCACAUUUCUGACCUGUACUUAUUUUUCUCUCCCCACCUCCCUCUGGAAUGGAUAUAUUGGUUGGUUCAUAUGAUGUAGGCACUUGCUGUAUUUUUACUGGAGCUUGUAAUUUUUUAACUGUAAGCUUGUCCUUUUAAAGGGAUUUAAUGUACCUUUUUGUUAGUGAAUUUGGAAAUAAAAAGAAAAAAAAAAACAAAAACAAACAGGCUGCCAUAAUAUAUUUUUUUAAUUUGGCAGGAUAAAAUAUUGCAAAAAAAAUUUGUAUGUUAAGUCCUAUUGUACAGGAGAAGAAGGGUUGUUUGACAACCUUUGAGAAAAAGAAUCAAAAGGAAGUAGUUAAAUGCUUUGGGUCACAGAUCAUUUUAGUUGUAUAUAUUUUUGUCAGAAUUGGCCUGCACAGAGAACUGUUGGCUUCGGGCUUCCAUGUGGACGCCCGCCCUGACAUCAAGGCGCCUUGGUGUGGCCGCGGCAGGCCGGAUGGGAAAUGCUUUAUUUGUGUUGAGUGGAAAAAUCAGUUUUGUCAAGAUGUGGGUGACGUUUUACACAGUCCUCCCUUCUCCAGGAGGCCAUUUUGCAAGGUGGCAGCUGCAGAGGGGAGCCAGCAGGGUGGCCUUCCUUCUCUGCUGUCACUGCAUGGCACUCCCCACCACCUGGCCCGCUCUCGAGAGCAGAGAGAAUCGCAGACCGAGCUGCUUUAGUCCUUGAGAAAACAGGAGGCAGACAGAACGUGUAGCAGCAGGAGCUGUGUCCAUGGGGUCCCGCUGGAGGGGCCCCGCAGGUGGGACUGAGGAAGGGGACCCUUGCACCAGGACCUUCCGUUCCACCGAGUGGUGGCCAGUUUUUCUCCCCUGCUUCGCUGCUUCUGUCUCCAACCUACAUCUGUCCGUUUCCGGAUGCCGAGGGCCUGGGAUGAAUGAAUUCGGUGCCUUUCGUAUCUCUCCCUCUGCAUUUCCCCACCCUCCAGCCUCUGUUGGUCCUUUACCUGUUCAUUUCCUGUUGAUUAAAUUUCUUUUCUUUCUCCCUCUCUGUCUCUUCCACUCCUCUUUUUCUUCUUUCUUUUCUUCUUGUCUCUCUCUCUCUCUCUCUCUCUCUUUUUUUUUUUUGUAAAGCCAAGUAGCUUUAAGAUAAUAAUAAAAUGGUGGUUUUUUGGAUGAGGGAAUAAAACAUUUUUAACAAAUACCUAUAUCAGGAAGCCAUUUUUUAUUUCAGGAAAUGUAAGAAACCAUUAUUGCAGGUUAUAAAAAGAUAACCAAGCAUCCUUCUGGGCAAAUCUUUACCAAAUGCAGAAAUCUUUCUUCUGGGAGCUUUCUGUUUGUGCUGUCCCCCCCCACCACCCACCCCCCCUUGCCAUUUACCUUUGCAAGGUUAAAAGAAGGGGAGGGAGAGGGCCAUAAAGCUGAGAUUUCAGUUUCCUACCUGCUUGAGCCAAAACCCAGAGCUGCCCUUCCCUCCCACCGCCCUCCUAGCUGCCGGGAGCUCCACCGUGGUUCUCCUGUGGCUCUCAAAGCUAGCCAGCGCUCACCAGCUCAACCAAGUCACCAGAAUGCCAGGACUAAGCCAUCAUAAAGCACAAGGGUUGUGUCUCUGCCGACCGCAGAGAUAAGAGAGCUUUGCUUCUCUUUGGUGGUUAAGCAGGUGACCCAGUGAGAGGCCUCCAGCCUGGGUGACCCAGCCGACCUCAGGCCGGGUUCCACACUGCCACAACUUUGCCCAAAGUUGCCCCCAAUCGGAACCUGCCACUUGCCAUUGGAGGGUCUUUCAUGGGGAGAGGAGACUGAAUUACUCUAAGCAAAAUGUGAAAAGCAAGGACAUCAGCCCUUCAUCCCAGUCCGUCAGCUGAAGGUUUUGUUGAACACAGGCAAAUCCGUGAUUUUGGUGCUCUUUGUACCUCAGCCCUGCAAAGCAAAGUUACAUUGAUUUCAGUCGUUUGCAUUUGUACCGGCAAGGCGAAAUAUUUUUAUUACCUUUUCUAUUACUUAUUGUAUGAGCUUUUGUGUUUACUUGGAGGUUUUGUCUUUUACUACAAGUUUGGAACUAUUUAUUAUUGCUUGGUAUUUGUGCUCUGUUUAAAAAACGGGCACUCUUUUUUUUUAAUUAUGGAUAAAAUGUUGAGAUGACAGGAGGUCAUUUCAAUAUGGCUUAGUAAAAUAUUUAUUGUUCCUUUUAUUCUCUGUACAAGAUUUUGGGCCUCUUUUUCCCUUAAUGUCACAAUGUUGAGUUCAGCAUGUGUCUGCCAUUUCAUUUGUACGCUUGUUCAAAACCAAGUUUGUUCUGGUUUCAAGUUAUAAAAAUAAAUUGGACAUUUAACUUGA